CAAAUAAUUCGACUGAGAGAAAAAGAAGAGGAGUGGAGGUAGUUUUGGUUCGUAGGCCCGCCUUUGUUGAAUUUUGACCUCUCUUCUUCUCUGUGCGAAGUGAGUGAGCGAGUGUCUGGGGGAGUGUGUUGCUGUUCUUGUCUUUCCCCAGUAAAUCUCUCUAAACAAAUCCUUUCCGGUAAAAGAAAGGAAAAAAAAAAGAGAGAGAGAGAGAAAAAAAAGAGUCAAAAAGGUACGGGGAGACUGCUUUACUAGUUCACAGUUCACGGUUCACGGUUCACAAUCACAAGUGAAGCCUCCUCCUGCUGCUCGUGCUUUACUAGUUCAAUUUCAUCGGAUUGUUUUUGCCCAGAUAAUAAUGGGGAUCGUUUCUCAGGAGGCGAUCAAGCAAUUCCAAGCUUUAAUGGAUCAAGUGCCAGUUGAUGAACCACUGAAGAGAACAUUUCAGAAUGUUCACCAAGGAUUUCUCGUUCAGACUUUUGCGCGUUUUCUCAAAGCAAGAGAGUGGAAUGUUGUCAAAGCCCAUAAAAUGUUGAUGGAUUGUUUAAACUGGAGGGUACAAAAUGAGAUUGACAGUAUAUUGGCCAAACCCAUAAUUCCAACUGAAUUGUACAGAGGAGUGCGAGACUCACAGCUCAUAGGCCUUUCAGGUUACUCUAGAGAGGGUAUGCCAGUCUUUGCUAUUGGGGUUGGUUUAAGUACAUUUAAUAAAGCGUCUGUUCAUUACUAUGUGCAGUCACACAUUCAAAUCAAUGAAUAUCGAGAUCGUGUUAUUUUGCCGUCUGCAUCGAAGAAGUAUGGUAAGCCUAUUACCACGUGUGUGAAGGUUUUAGAUAUGACUGGGUUGAAGCUUUCAGCACUAAACCAAAUUAAGUUGUUGACAAUUAUAUCCACAGUUGAUGAUUUGAACUACCCAGAGAAGACAAAUACGUACUACAUUGUAAAUGUGCCUUACAUAUUCUCAGCCUGUUGGAAGGUUGUCAAGCCCCUUUUGCAGGAGAGGACAAGGAAAAAAGUACAAGUAUUGUCUGGUUGUGGUACAGAUGAGUUGUUGAAGAUAAUGGAUUAUGCAUCUCUUCCCCAUUUCUGUAAAAGGGAAGGUUCUGGAUCAUCUCGGCAUUCACAGAAUGGAACUGACAAUUGCUUCUCCUUGGAUGACCGUUUUCAUCAACAGCUCUACAACUACAUCAAGCAGCAAUCUUUGAUCAAUGAAUCCGUUCAACCAAUCAAGCAGGGUUCUUUUCAUGUGGACAUACCUGAGCGAGCUGCAGAAGGAACACAGAUAACAAUAGAAUCUGAGUUCAACAAGUUUGGUAACGGCAAUGGGGUAUCUGAUUCUCUAAAUGCCCUCAAAAUCAAUGGUGACUGAACCACACACCUUGGUACUCUGCAGUAUCAUGGUUGCUUGCCUAAUCAUGGUUGCUCGGUUUAAAAGAUGCUCGACAAGGAAUAUUGCUGUACCGGUACUACAGUUGCAGUGCUGCACACUAGUUGGUUGUAAUGGCAGUUGCUUACAUUAUAUCCAAGUAAAUUCCACAAGGGAAAGCAAAUAUAAUUUAUGUAAGCUGACAUUUAGCUGGGUGAUCGGUAGCUAGUAUGUGUUGUAGACUUGUAGUGCAGCCGACAAUUAUCAUUUUUAUUUGCACAGCUGUAAAUUAUGUAGUAAUUGCACAGAUUAACCUGUUAUCACUUAUUAGCAAUUCAAUGCUUAACUUAUGGUCGCC
Molecule: messenger RNA, 1724 nt
Organism: Rosa chinensis
Lineage: Eukaryota; Viridiplantae; Streptophyta; Magnoliopsida; Rosales; Rosaceae
Product: phosphatidylinositol/phosphatidylcholine transfer protein SFH1
Exons: 11
Coding region: 359-1369 (336 amino acids)
Source: RefSeq, a predicted model, not a curated record